This is a messenger RNA of Fusarium pseudograminearum CS3096, 531 nucleotides long. RefSeq lists its product as uncharacterized. NCBI's taxonomy places the organism in Eukaryota, Fungi, Ascomycota, Sordariomycetes, Hypocreales, Nectriaceae. The transcript has a single exon. The coding region runs from base 1 to 531 and encodes 176 amino acids. The record is from RefSeq and is a predicted model, not a curated record.
AUGUCCAUCCUCAGCUCCAUCAAGCGUGCUCGCGAUCACAAGGACGCUGGCAAGAUCAAGGAAGUCGAACAGUCCAAACCCAUCAAGCCUACCCAGCCUUAUCGCCAUGUUCCCACCCACGCUGCCUGCGACUCUGUGAGCAGCGGCCCAGGCGGUGCUCUUCGCCAUGAUCGCACCAAGAUUCGUGCCGAGAACCGCAAGCGCACUGCAAAGGCCGUCGCCGAAACCAUACACGACAACCAGGCCAUCCAGAUGAACUUUCCCGGCUCGGCUACCUCGUCGCCCUUCACCAGCGGCAGUGCCAGCACCGCCUACCAGGCCAGCGAGGCUGACUACGAGGGUGACAUCAGCCCUAGAAGCCAGUCUCCCGUGCAGGCAUAUGGCUUUUCUCCUGCUCCUCUCUUCCCUCAGCCACCCUCUCUGAAGGGCAAGGAAGUUGUCCGGGACUCUCAGUUCGGCAUGUCAUACUCUGUGUCUCCUGACCCCCGAGACCGCUUGGCUCAGCGCUUCCAAACCGGUGUCAUGAUCUGA